Molecule: messenger RNA, 1494 nt
Organism: Tympanuchus pallidicinctus (lesser prairie-chicken)
Lineage: Eukaryota; Metazoa; Chordata; Aves; Galliformes; Phasianidae
Product: alpha-1-antitrypsin-like
Exons: 5
Coding region: 138-1409 (423 amino acids)
Biological process (GO): negative regulation of endopeptidase activity
Molecular function (GO): serine-type endopeptidase inhibitor activity
Source: RefSeq, a predicted model, not a curated record
AGCUUUAUCCUUUUAGAUUAUCUGUAUUUGAACCCAUGUAAUGUUUAACAGAGGAAAACAGCAGCGUGAGUAAAGCAACAAGAACGAGCACAAUCCAUGCAAGUGCAGGAGCUUCUGAAUGCAAUUAGUUGAAAAGUAUGAUGAAGGCCAUCCUCCUGCUAUACUUGCUGUUGGCCAUCCUUUACCCUGCAGUCCCCAGCAUGAGACAGACUGACCAUCACGAUGAAGAGCCCAAGGUAACUCACCUCCAUGAGCAGCAUCCUCAUGAGGAAGAUUCUCUUGCUUUCUGCCAGCAUAUAAUACCCAGCAACACAGACUUUGCCUUCAGGUUUUACAGGCAAGCAACUGUCCAAGCACCUGGCAAGAAUAUUUUCUUCUCCCCAGUCAGUGUCUCUGCUGCCUUUGCCCUGCUGGCCCUCGGCUCCAGAGCCGCAACCCGGGCUCAGCUGCUGGAGGGGCUGGCCUUUAAUCUCACCAACAACAGGGAGGAGGAGAUACACCAUGGCUUUCAUCAUCUCCUUCUCUUGCUGAACCGUCCUGGCAGCCAGGUGGAGCUGAGCAUGGGAAAUACCUUGUUUAUGGACAAGCACCUGAAGCCACUGACAGCAUUUCUGAAGGACAUAAAAAAACUGUACAAAGCAGAAAUUAUUUCUAGUAACAUUCAGAGUUCUACUGAGGCUAAAAAAGAGAUCAAUGAUCAUAUAAAAAACAAAACCCAUGGGAAGAUAAAUCAAAUACUGAAAGACCUCAAUCCAAACUCUUUAAUGGUACUUGUUAACUAUAUUUAUUUCAAAGCCUACUGGGAAAAUCCUUUCAAUAUGAAGGGGACUCACACGGAUUAUUUCUAUGUGAAUGCAAUGACCUUGGUUGAAGUGAAGAUGAUGGUUCGAGAUAGCUUUUAUGACAUAUAUUCUGACAAGAAGCUGUCAUGCAAGGUGGUGAGGAUUCCUUACAAGGGAAAUGUUUCAGCAUUGUUCAUUCUGCCCAAUGAAGGAAAAAUGAAAUGGCUGGAAGAUGGUCUGAUGAAAGACACGCUGUCUAAAUGGGAAAAAUCACUUGAAAGACGGAGGAUGGAAGUGCAUAUUCCAAAAGUAUCCAUUUCUGGCACCUAUGACUUAAAGAAGAUAUUCAUGAAUCUGGGUGUAAUAGAUGUGUUUUCUGACCAGGCUAAUCUGUCUGGAAUCACAGGAAAGUCUGAUCUGAAGGUUUCAAGAGCUAUUCACAAGGCUCUGCUGAACAUUCACGAGAAUGGCACAGAGGCUGCAGCAGUCACUGGCACAGAGUUUGCUCCUCAUUCUGUUCCUCCUGUUAUAAAGUUCAACCGUCCAUUUUUGCUGUUGAUUGUUGAUCAAUACACUCAAAGUAUCCUCUUCAUAGGAAAAAUUGUAAACCCACUGGAAAAUGAUUGAUCAAUGGCAAGUCUUAUUGAUUUGAUUUGCAUGUAUCAUUAAUAGUCUGAUGUAAUUAAAAUUAUAUCAAAUCUUUUAGUAAUAA